AUGGCGAACUUGAACUUGGAGUUGAUCCAGCAGUACCUGGUGCGAAUCCCCCUCGUGCUGGGUACCGCCAUCCGAAGACUGCUCCAGCUAUCGCCCGUCCAGGACAGAGUGAGCAUGAGCAUGGAGCUGCUGGUCGCCUUUGUGCGCUCGUUCCUCACCUUCGAGGACUCUGUCUCGAAGAUGGCUGAAGUCAGGUUGACGGACUCUACAAUCAAGGGCUACAUGUGGAUAUCGAACGUCACCAUGCCAAAGCCGGCAGAGGACGAUGUGCUGGAGGCGCUGGUCAAGGCGAUAGGAUAUCGUAACGAAGGGACCGAGACGUUCGACGUGCCCGAUGUGCAAGCUGUGGAAGCAGAGUGGACGGGCUACAGGAAGGGCGCAAAGGAAGAUACGCCGAUUCCAGACAUAUCGGAGGAGGCCAAGUUUUCGCGCUUGAUGGAGGACGUGGACGAGGAUAUGACAAUUUUCUACGUCCACGGCGGUGCAUACCAUAUGAUGGACCCGGCCACUCAUCGCUCUACGACGGCUGCUCUGGCGCAACUCAGCCGUUCUCGCUGUCUAUCCCUACGAUACAGACUGUGCCCCCAACAUCCCUUCCCAGCCGGCCUUCUCGAUGCACUGGUUGCAUAUCUAUCGCUUCUGUCUCCAGCUGAGGGUUCCCUCCAUGAGCCCGUUCCAGCUAACAAGAUAGUCUUCGCUGGGGAUUCCGCUGGCGGUGGUUUAUGUCUUGGACUAACCCAGGCCCUUCUAACACUUCGAGAAAUCAUCCCUUCCAAGACAAUUCGCUUCCAUGGAAAGGAUGUCCCUAUUGAACUCCCUGCCGGCGUUGCCAUGACCAGUCCCUGGUGCGACUUGACUCGUUCACUGCCAUCUUCUUUUGAGAAUGCAAAGUACGACUAUGUCCCACCGCCACCUCAGAAGCCUGGUACGCUCUAUACCCCUCUACCAUUUCCCGCAGACCACCUGUGGCCUACGUCGCCACCGCGAGUUGACCUGUACGCAAAUGCGAACAUGUUGGCACAUCCUUUCACGUCGCCGGGCGCUGGCCCAACGGGAAUAUGGAAAGGUGCUCCCCCGAUGUUCAUCGCAGUUGGUGAAGAGCUCCUACACGAUGACGGCGUCUAUUUUGCAAGGAAGAUACAUCGAGACGGUGUGAAAGUCGUCCUCGAACGAUACGAGGGACUGCCACAUUGCUUCGCUUUGUUAGCGCCUACCUUGCCCCAAUCUCAGCGCUGUCUUCGAGGCUGGGCGAAUUUCUGUGGCGAUGUAGUCCACGAUCGUGUGAAGGGAUACGGAGAAGCACAGUACCUCAACCAUGCGGCAACGAAGGCUGAGAUUCGCAGCAUCAAUGAUAUCGGAACUCUGACUGACGAGGAAGUCCAGAAACUGAUCAAGGAUGGUAGGGAUUGGCGUGUUGUUGGAGAGCAGGAGCUUCAGAGGGCGUGGAAGGAGAAGGGACUGGAUUCCUGA
Molecule: messenger RNA, 1470 nt
Organism: Arthroderma uncinatum
Lineage: Eukaryota; Fungi; Ascomycota; Eurotiomycetes; Onygenales; Arthrodermataceae
Product: lipase/esterase
Exons: 2
Coding region: 1-1470 (489 amino acids)
Molecular function (GO): hydrolase activity
Source: RefSeq, a predicted model, not a curated record